AGGAGUCAAACCUAAAUUUCUUCUUUAAGGUUUGAAUCCAUUUAGUUACUUGAAAUGUUUUUGCUUCCAAAUUCAACAAAAAACAUUUGUUCACUUGAAAUAAAAUCCAAAAUUCCCAUUUGCAUGCAUUUGCUCUACACAUUUAUAAAAGCAAAUGACUGAUUUUAGGUGAAAAUAUCAUCUUCUUGAUUAAUAGCCUUUUGGAAGAAGAAAAUUUUGCACCUAAGUUGAGAUCAUGACCACAAAGGUGAAAGGCCUUCUUAAAGGCCUUAGGUACAUUUCUCAAGUUUUUGAUGAGGAUAAAGAAAAAGAUAUGCAAAUUGGUUUUCCAACAGAUGUAAAGCAUGUUGCACAUAUAGGAUGGGAUGGUCCAUCGUCUGUUGAUAAUCCAAGCUGGAUGAAAGAAUUUAAAUCACCAGGAGCAUUUCAAUCAGCACCUUUGCUUCCUCCUCCAGCAGAGCCUAAAGAAAAUCCUGAUAUUAAAUGGGUUUCUGAAGAUUCAAACAGAAGGUCAAGAAAUGCAAAUUCAUCCUCACCAACCAAAGACAAACCAGAGAAGCCAAGAACAUCCAGGAGACAUUCUACUACAGAAAAUGGUAGCAAUGAGAACUCUACAAGCAAAGAGCCUGGUGCCAAAUCCAGGAGUUCUAGGCGACACCAUAACAAGGACACGUCCGAUGGCCACAAAUCGAGUGAAUCUUCGGGCAAAAACAACCCCGAUAUCCCUAAAAAAUCACGACGAAAGAAGUCCAAGGAGGAUGGUGGCUCGACCCGAGCAUCAAGAUCCAAAGGCACUUCUUCUAGUACAGCACAAACUACAGAAUCAGGCCCCGGACAAGAAUGUGAGAGUAGUGGCAUAUCUAAAGAAAAACAAGAGGAGUGAAAAAAAACAAGAAUGUACUUUGAAAAGUUUUCAUUUUUUUUGGCAGCUUAAUUAGUGAAUUUCACAACUAUUUUGAGACCACAGAAAAGUUUUCAUUCACAAUUGUAGAAUAUGCAUCGUAGAAUGUGUGUACAAUCUUACUUUUUGAUACCGAGUUCAUUAUGUAGAUUCAUUUCCCAUUUUUCUAGUCUUUUUUUCCGUGCCUUGC
Messenger RNA from Lycium barbarum (goji berry), 1091 nucleotides. Its product is annotated as CRIB domain-containing protein RIC6-like. The transcript is spliced from 4 exons. The coding region runs from base 236 to 883 and encodes 215 amino acids. The record is from RefSeq and is a predicted model, not a curated record. NCBI's taxonomy places the organism in Eukaryota, Viridiplantae, Streptophyta, Magnoliopsida, Solanales, Solanaceae.